AACCCAUAUACAAUAACCAAAUAGAAUUUCGACAACAAGAACAUAAACAAGAAAAUAUUAUCGACACUCAAAAUGAGAGAAAAGAAUAUCCGUGCGUUAGUUUAGCAGAACUAUGAAUAUCGAAGAAAUACUAAAUGGUCAAACUGACAUCGAGAGAUAACGCCAUAAGAAUAUCCUUGCGUUUUCGACUUUAAGACUUCUUUGUCAUCAAAUUUGUAGUGAUUUUCGUUUUGUGGAAAACGAUAGUCUUACAAGUUACAACUAAAAUAAAGUUUAUCUGAAAAGAAUUUUCCAUUGUAGUGGGAGGUACCGCACAUCUACAUUAAUAACUUUGGUUCACAUAUACUUCCGCUCUGCAUGCCACUAAUUGAUACAUCACGAUUCACAACUAGUCCAAGACUAUUUUAAACAUUUAUAGUUGGAUAUUCGGUGUUUGCAUAAUUAAUUCUUCAAUUAAAAACAGUUAAGUUUUCGCCAAAAGAUUAAUAAAUUAAAAUAUUAAUUAGAGAAUAAAUAGCUUUUAAAACAAAAGGUUAACUUUUCUUUGAUAUUUCUAGAAAGCCACUCAAUCUUUUUAUCAUGGUUGAUUAAGUCCACUUUUGGUAAUUAUUUUCAAAAUUUGGGACUUUUUUAUAAUGAUAUACUUCUUUCUCUUAAUUUACAUUCAUGUUUUUCAAUUCAACGACGAUUAUGUUGAAUUGUAAUAAGAAAAAUAGACGUAAACUUAUCAAGAGUGAAGAGAUACAGCUUUACCCUAUUAGUAAAACUUUAUUAAGACUACUCUAAUCAAAGCUGUAGAAAUACCAUUUAUCAAUCGAAAUUAAGUGCUUAAAAAUGAAUUCCAAAUUUGGAAUUAUUUGAUUUGAUUACGGUUUAGGCACGAAACUGUCAAAGCCAAUGUAUAUGUGCGGUCCAUAAUCAUUUGGUACACCAUUCUUAACAUUUAUACCAAAACAAAAACAAAAACACAUAAUUUAGUACACCAUUAAUUGGUUUCAAAAUCUAGCGUUCCGAUCUUAAGAUAUUAGUAUGCGAUACGACUGAAAUGAUACAAAAAAAAAAUCUCAUCAAAAAUUUGAUCGUAACGUAUGCCAUUUCGUGUUAAAUAUUCCACUGAUAAGCGUGACAGAUAAAUAAAUGUAAAAGUAAUAACAAUCGAGUUUCAGGUAUCAUUUUCCUACAAACCUAAUUCGCAGAUUCUCAAAGUAAAGUAUUAGUAAUUUUUCACCUUUUUCUAGCUAUAGUGGUCUCGACCACAACGUUUCAGAUAUAGAAAGAAAUAUGAACUUGUUGACCAAAAACACAUCACCGAAAAUUUCCCGGUAUGAUUUCAGACCGGUCAAAUAAAAAUAAAUCUGUUAUUUAAUUAAUAUUUUGGUGCUAUUUUUCCAGUACAGAAGAAAAAUCAUGCUAAACAAUAAGAUAUAUGAGAAAGGAGCAUAUUCAAAUCUGUUAAGAGGAUUGAUCAGGUCAUAGUAUUUUGCACUUGAGCAUGUCUUUGUGUAAUAUAUAAAUUAGACGUAAGCAGAGUGAGAGAGCGUGCAGACACGACAAACACAAAAGGCCUCCCCACGUUCCGGUCGGUUGGUGACAACGACUGUUUCGUUUCUGAUUCAAAUCUCUUUUAAGUUUUCACCAGACUACUCCUUCUCUUCACUCGACUUGUUUUUUUUUCCGAUCAACAUCUUCUUUUCUCUACUUUUUCGUUUUAGCCGAUAUGAGAAAACUUUGUCCCAACUACAACCUCGAAGACGGGUUAGAGACCGUUCUCGAGGUUCCUAUGCCCGAGGAGUUGUUCUCUGCGUCCAAGACCAAACCGGGAUGGAACCAAAUGAAGUCUUUCUGGUCAAAACCCACGGCGACCGCAACGGCCACAAACAUGACAAGACUCUUUGGUGGUCGUAACGCCGAGAUCCAGCUCCUCCUUGGAGUCGUUGGAGCUCCUUUGAUCCCUCUCCCUGUUCAGCCUGACCACCACAACGAUUAUGAAAACCCUAUUCAUAAAGACAUCAAAGACCAACCUCUGGAGAUGUCGAUGGCGCAGUACAUAGUAAAACAGUACAUAGCAGCGGUAGGAGGAGAACGGGCGUUAAACGCGAUAGAGAGCAUGUACGCGAUGGGGAAAGUGAGGAUGACGGCGUCAGAGUUCUGCACAGGAGAAGGAAGCUUGAACAGCAAAAUGGUUAAGGCAAGGAGUAUCAGGAGUGGUGGAGGAGAAGUAGGAGGUUUUGUGCUGUGGCAAAAGGGUAUAGAGCUAUGGUGUCUUGAGCUAGUCGUCUCCGGCUGCAAAAUCAGUGCCGGUAGUGACGCCAAAGUUGCUUGGAGACAAACUCCAUGGCAUCCUUCUCAUGCCUCUCGUGGUCCUCCUAGACCAUUGCGCCGUUUCCUCCAGGGUCUUGACCCAAAGUCAACGGCAAACCUAUUCGCAAGAUCUUCAUGCAUGGGAGAGAAGAAAAUAAACGACGAAGACUGUUUCAUACUCAAGCUCGAAGCCGAGCCAUCAACUCUCAAGGCGAGAAGCAGCAGCAACGUAGAGAUCAUACGCCACACCGUGUGGGGAUGUUUCAGCCAGAGAACAGGUCUUCUAAUCCAGCUCGAAGACUCUCACCUCCUGAGAAUCAAAGCACAAGACGACAACAGCAUCUUCUGGGAGACGACGAUGGAAUCUCUGAUCCAAGACUACAGGAUCAUCGACGGCGUUCAGGUGGCACACGCUGGUAAAAGCUCGGUUUCUUUGUUUAGGUUUGGCGAGAACUCGGAUAACCACUCGAGGACGAGGAUGGAAGAGACUUGGGAGAUUGAAGAAAUGGAUUUUAACAUCAAGGGUUUGUGCAUGGAUUGUUUCUUGCCUCCUUCUGAUCUCAAGAAGGAUGAUGAUGAGGAGGAAGAAGAGGAAGAGGAAGUGGAAGUGGAGUGUGGGUUAGCUGCGAAUAACGAGAAGCUGCCUAUGAAGAUUAGAAGCGCUUCUUUGAGGAUUAGUUCGUCUAAGGUUCUAGCCAUUGUGGAAGAAGAGGAUGAAUCAGAUGUCACUGAAGAGAUGGAGGAGACGUAAAUGCAUGGGCUGAGUUUGGUUUUUUUUUUGUUGUACAUAAUAAUAUAAAUCUAUUGCAACAUGGAACAUAUGCAUCUGAAACAGAGGAGCAUUUUUUUUCUUUAUAUAUAUUUUGGUUUCUUGA
Brassica rapa (field mustard) is the source of this 3176-nucleotide messenger RNA. RefSeq lists its product as uncharacterized. The record is from RefSeq and is a predicted model, not a curated record. Lineage: Eukaryota; Viridiplantae; Streptophyta; Magnoliopsida; Brassicales; Brassicaceae.